Molecule: messenger RNA, 864 nt
Organism: Diabrotica virgifera virgifera (western corn rootworm)
Lineage: Eukaryota; Metazoa; Arthropoda; Insecta; Coleoptera; Chrysomelidae
Exons: 1
Coding region: 1-864 (287 amino acids)
Source: RefSeq, a predicted model, not a curated record
AUGUAUCCCUUUUAUGAAACCUUUCCUUCCCACAUAACUGAUGAUGAUAAAAGGGGCUUAGAAAAGUUAUAUGGACCUAAAAGUAAAUCCGCAUCUAUUCCAACUCGACCUGGUGUUACUAGGAGUAGUGUAACAACUUUAAAGACAACCACAACAGAAAGAUCUUGGAGUACGACAACCACAGCAGCUAGGACUAAUAAAUCAAAGCAAAAUAUAAUAACGAAUGUAUGUGAAUUGGAAUAUCCAGAUUUAAUAUUUUUAGCAUACGCUCCAUCAUUUCCAACAUACCGAAUGUAUAUAGUAAGUAAGGAUCUGGUAUGGAAAUACGACUUAAAUAAUGAAAAGAUCCCUACCAAUGCUGAACAAUUUAUAAGAUAUUUUCCAAGGGGAAUUACGAACGUGACACAUGUUUUUCAAAGCACCAAUGGAGAUUUGAUUGGUGUAAGCAGAAAUCGUAUAUAUGCAGCAGCAUUUCCUAGCUUAAGAAUUCAUACAGAUAACAUGGUACCUGAAGUAAAUAACGCAAGAAGUAUUAACGGUUUAUUUCAAACAAAUUCAGGAAAAAAAUUUGUUUGUUUUGAUGGCUCAUUUAUUGAAUUUAAUGAUAAAGACAUUAUCUCUAGAGGACGCAUAAGUGAUGUUUUUCCAGGAAUACCAAAUGAUAUUACAUCAGCAUUUAAUUACAUUGAUGGACAUAUAUAUUUCUUAAAGCAAAACAUUUAUUACAAGUUUAAUGAAUUUACAAGAAGUGUUGUUGAAAAAUGUACUUUUAACUGGAAUAUGUUAGGUUUCCCUUGUCCUGAUAAUGGAUUAAUAAAACAACUGAAAUCCUUAUUAUCCAAAGUAAAUUUAUUCUUUGAAUGA